Paramacrobiotus metropolitanus is the source of this 3146-nucleotide messenger RNA. RefSeq lists its product as uncharacterized. Gene Ontology annotation, cellular component: nucleus. Gene Ontology annotation, molecular function: RNA binding; protein binding. The transcript is spliced from 11 exons. The record is from RefSeq and is a predicted model, not a curated record. Lineage: Eukaryota; Metazoa; Tardigrada; Eutardigrada; Parachela; Macrobiotidae. Bases 177 to 2552 code for a protein of 791 amino acids.
UUCGUCUUUUUGAAAUUGGGCAAAUGUGAGAACGGGUGCGUCUGUUUACCAAUCCAAACUUUUCUGCCUGGGAUUUUAGAAGUUUUCAGGCCAAGCUGGAGGCCAGUUUCUAGAUCUGCACAAAAUUGGUGCAAUGAGACCACCCAAAUCAGUCUGCAUCUGUUCUUUUUGGGACAAUGCCUAGGUACCGUGAAGGAGACGUCAUUUUUCGAAGCGAACCAUGGGUAUAUUGCGUUUUGGAGAGUGCAUCCACGUCAAUCUGCUACCGAUGUUUGCGACAGCCCGAUGAAGGGGUUCGGCGGUGCACCCAGUGCCAGUUCGCGCAUUACUGCUCGGAUCAGUGCCAGAAAAGUGACUGGACACUGCGUCAUCGGCCGGAGUGUAAAGUCAUUCAGCGAAUAAUGCGAGAAAAGCCAUCUGAGAGCUUGCCACGCGAUUUUCUCUUCAUUCUUUGCAAAAUGAUACCGAAACUGAAGAAAAAUCAUAAAUCGGACAGCGAUGGAGCCUGCCAACCGCUUUCCGUGCGUACGUUUGAAGAUCUGAUGUCCCAUGAACAAGAGUUUUCCCAGAAUCCAGCUCUCCCGGUGCUUUAUGCUUCCUGGAAACCAUAUCUGGAUUUGCUGGACAAAGGCAGCAGUGUUUGUCCUGAUGUGGAUGCCUUUAUUCGGUUGUAUGGGAAAUUUAACAUCAACGCCUUCAGUUUAGCGGAUUAUUUCUUGGGCGAUACGGGAAAAGGUCUAUAUUUGGGUCCAUCCAUACUUGACCACUCUUGUAUACCGAACGCUGUUCAGAUCUUCCAGGGGACUACUCUAACUGUCAAAGCCAUACAAGAUAUUGAAAAAGAGGAAGAUGUUCGGAUUGCGUAUAUCUCUACGUUUGCGACGACAAGAUUUCGGCGAGAAUAUUUGAAACAACAUUACUUUUUUAUUUGCGACUGUGCGGCAUGCGUCAAUGUUGAGCUGGAUGCUAAGCGCAGUGCUGUACAGUGCACCACGGAAAGGUGUCCCGCUGUGGUACCUUUGGACGAAAAAGUACGAUUUUGUAACGAAUGCGGGGCAGACAAUUUGGAACGAUUAUUGUCCGGUCGGAAACAUCUUGAGCGAAUGUGGAGCGAUCACGACCGCAUAGUGGAGGGCAGCGAAAGAUUUUCUUAUGAAGAGAUCUUAAAAGUUUUGCAGCAGGAUAUUUCUGCCGCUGAGAAAUUGCUUCAUUGUACGAAUUUCUUAAUGGGAAUUUUUUAUCGGGAGGCGGCAGUUGCAUUGGAAAACUUGGGUCGGUAUGACGAAAGCGUGCGGUAUCUGCAGAAAGCUCUUCCGGCUAUGAGGAUGCACCUGAGCAAGUAUCAAAGUGAAGUGACAGGGGCUUUGUCGGAGACAAUGUACUGGCUUGGAGAUAACCAACAAUUUUCGGAUGCACUACGUGUGGGAACAGAACUUCAGGAUAUUCUCAGAAUAGUUCCUGGUGAGAAUACUGAGAUUUAUGAAGAAUACUCAAAAUUUCUUCUGGAGUGCCAGACGAUGGAAAGCUCCAUGAUGACAAGUAAUGCUCAUAAGCUUAAUCACUACUGGCCAUAUCUUGACCUGCUGCGUCUGGGCAUCGUGCCGUGCGUUUGCCAAAGCGUGGAACCAUUUGAGUGUUUCGUCAUCCAAUUCGGUGGCACAAUGGCUGGCAACAUGGACGACGAAAUGAGACGGUUCGAAAUGGAGUUAUCUGGUGGCUCUUCUCAAAACUCUUUAAGACCAAAUAUUGGCCGGGCUGUACCACCAGGAUUUCCAAUGGGACCAUCUGUUGCUAGCGCACCAGUCCGAUUUAUUCCGCAUCAGCUGCAGAUGAGUCGCGCCAGUCUGCAUGCUGCGCCCGUACCAGCUCCCCGACCACCUCAUGCUCAGCACUUCACUGCCCCUCAAGCGCCACCAUUUUUUCCUCCCAUGCCAAUGCCACCAAUGAUGGCACCCCCGAUGUUUCCUCGCAUGAAUACUCCUUCUGCUCAGCCAUCAACAUCUCAGGCGCGCCAGGCAGUACCAUCAAACGUCCUCCAAGUAAGCGCCAACAAAGCCAUGUUGGACGCCCAAAAAGCCAUGGCCAUGCAGACGAAAGAGCCGCCCGUAAUGGGCCCACAGAUCACUCCCAAAGCAAUUGAGGAUAAAGCUUUGUCAAAUAAGUCUAAGAAAAAGAUGAAAUUUACACGAACGGCAGGCGGUGAAGUGUGGGAGGAUAGCAGUCUGGCUGAAUGGGAUCCGCAUGAUUAUCGGAUAUUCUGCGGUGAUCUGGGCAAUGAAGUCAAUGAUGAGGCGCUGGCCCGUGCCUUCCGCCGCUACGCAUCCUUUCAGAAAGCUAAAGUCAUCCGGGAUAAGCGCACUAAUAAGACCAAAGGUUUUGGGUUUGUCAGUUUCAAAAAUCCCGAGGAUUUCGUCCGCGCCAUGAAAGAAAUGAAUGGCAAGUAUGUGGGAAAUCGUCCCAUUAAGCUACGUAAAAGCUCAUGGAAGGAUCGUCAAUUAGAUGUGGCGAAGAAGCGCUUCAAAGAGAAGCAAAAAUCGGGGAUGCGUGGUUAAUUAUGUCUCUUGGUUUCCGCUUGUUUUUCACCGGUUCUCUUUUGUGCACCUGUUGGCCAGUGUUUCACCGCAAUUUACAUUCAUUCUCUGGUGUUUCUGACCUGAAUUCAAAUUUUUAGUGCAUUUGUCAUAAGAUCCUUGGAUUUUGCAUAUACUUUCUUCUGUUUUUACCGUGUAUUUACGAUACACUUCGUUUUCGGUUUGAGACAUUUCGUUUAUGUGAAAUGUCCGGCAACUGUACCGGAAGCCAUAAGGAAGCCAUUUCUCAUAUGCUGUCGCAAGUGUCGGAAUAUGUUUACGCCGGCUCUUCGACGGGCUGUCCAUUUUUCCAUCGGCAAAGACAGUUUAUGGUCGAUAUAAUGACGAGAAAUUUCUUGAUCGUGAGUUCAUCCGCUUUGGGAAUUCAUUUGGCGCUUGAUUUAAAAAAUCCUGCUAGUAAAAUAGCCAGUGUUGGGCACGAGUGGAAUGCUGCUUGCGUCGGAAAGGUGUUUGUGAGUAGCCCACUCGUAAUUAACGGAUCCAGCGUGAUGUGGUCAGGAUUCAUUGAUUAUUCAACGCUCGCAGGAAAAGGUCAUCUUGAACCCACGAAUUUAA